Molecule: messenger RNA, 4161 nt
Organism: Cinara cedri
Lineage: Eukaryota; Metazoa; Arthropoda; Insecta; Hemiptera; Aphididae
Source: the annotation of a GenBank genome assembly
AUGGCUGAUACUGGUUUGGCCUGUGCAGUGUUCAUUUCAGAGGGUGACCGGGAAGUAUAACCCCCCUUUCUCCCCGUCACAUAAAAAUAUAUGCCGACCCUUGAAAAUGUAUGACAUGACUACCUACGUAAACUACAUGUGCUGUAAUAUGUGAAAUGAAUUUUGGGCCGAUUAUGAGUCAUUUUGUUUAAAUGAAAUUUAAAAAAAACUGAUACUAGCGACGGGUGUGCACUGUUGUAAGUGGGAAGUUGGGAAAGUAGAAUACAUAAAGUUAUUUAAUUUAUAUCUGUAAGCAACGGCAAAAUAUUUCCAACGAAAAACGAUUUGGAGCGAAGUUCGGUUACACAUGUUUUAAAAGACCGUAUUAUUUACGAUUUUCGUUAAAAUUUUAUAUUAAAACGCUUAUGACAAAAAAAACUUAAAUUUAUUUUUCAGACCACAAAGUACAACUUAUAAUGUCCCUUGUGUUAAGUUUGUCAAGCUUUUCUUUUAAGUCAUAUACUUUUAAUAACAGAUGCCUAACAAGCCAAUAUAAUUAUUUUGUGAAAACUACAAGUCGCACAAUUAUUUUUUAAUCAAAUAACAACAAAAAACUCAAAUGGCGUACAGUUUGCCGUAUUUCAUACGUUUUUUUCGUAAUUAGAAAAACUUUAUGGAAAAUCAAACAACAACUUUCUUACUCACAAACUAGACAAAAUUUUUUUUGAAAUUUUGACAAAGAUUAAUUCUGGUAAAAAAAUAUAAUCUUACAAACUCUGAUGAAAUUGUUACGCCGAAGUUUUAUAAAUCGUAAUUUUCGGUUUUUUUCCAAUUGUUAUGAAACCCAUUUAAGAUAUCAAAAAACGACUUACCCUGCCUGCAAUGGAUAUAUAUUAAAAAGAAUGAAAUUUAUAAUUCAUUAUUUUUUGAUUGGAACAAUAUUUCUGGUAGAAAACAUAGUUUGCAAAAAUUAAAAACAAUACAGCAGCGUGCCGUAAAUACUUAUCAUUUUUUCGAUAAUUAUUUUCCUGUUUAAAAAGGUGUGACAAUUCCUAGGUGCGGCUCUACGUUUGACGUACCCCUUCGAAAUUUACAUUGCCUCCCCCCCCAGGGGAUAGAAGGUCUAAAUCAACACUGGGUAUGAUCAGUGCAUGUAAAAAAGGAAUACUGUUAUUGUAAAAGAAAAGUUAUAUGUUAGGUUAGGAAACACUUAGAAAUGUAAAAUAAUAAUAACCAUCCAUACUGAUUGAACUCAAAAUAUUUAUGUUUGCAAAGUUUUAUUUUUAUUUUUUACUUAUGGAUUGUAGAUAUUAAAGAAUAAAAAUCCUACCUAAUGAUUAAACAUCAUUUAUUGUGUUGACUUUUUUUUUUUCAUAUUUUACGUUUAAUGAUCAGCUAAAUAUGUUCCAAUUUUUUUUCAGUAAGUUAUUAAGUAAUAAUAAUGAUUAAUUUGUAUUUUGAGGUUUUUUAUAAUUAAAAAUUAAAAAAAAAUAUGUGUAUAAUAUAAUGAAAAGAAAACAACAAAAGUUCUCGAUAAUUGCAUUUUACUUACAGUUUUUAUCUGUAAUAAUUAUUUUGAUGUGCGCAUCACAAAUCGAUUUUUUUUGUUUUUUUUUUUUUUAAUUUAAACGCCAUCAUUAUUACAUUAUAAACGAGACCGCGACACGACCAAAAUAAACAUUUAUAUAGGUACCCUUGUCUCUUAGACAAAGAAUAAAAAGUCGAAAAGUUAUUGUUACGAUUGUUACGCGAACGAAACGUUUAAAAAAAUUGUAAUUACUAUAAUAUUCCGAUAAGUUCUCUGAAAGUACAUAAAUAAAUGUUUUUUUUUUCUUAACGAAAAAAUGUUCAAGUCUCUCGAGAAAAGCAACGCGAACCGUCAGCAGUGUUUCGAACGAUUUCAGUCUCGCCCUCGUUUAUUAUUAUUAUAUUCGUAGGUACGUGAAACAAAAAAUGUAACGAGAAAGUUUUCUCUUUAAUUGCGUACAUGUAUUUUAUAACGAGAAAAUAAUAUAAUAGUUCGUUUUUUUUUAAAUGGAUUUAUAUUGCGGUGUAUACCGUAGAGAACACGACAAUAUUUGAAUCUGUACAGUCUAUACGGAUGGAUUCUAUACUCACAACAUGGCCAUUUUCUCGGAGGAUUGUUGUGAAUCUGAUUUGCGUUUUGAUUUUUUUUUUUUUUUCAAUCAUUUUAAUGCACAUUCUUGUUAUAACGCAUUAUUUCCCCUUCCACCUCAAAUGAGUGCGUAUAAUAUAUUAUUUACUUAGGAUUUUUUUUUCAAGAAGUCGUUUUAAACAAAAUUUGAAUAUAAAAUGUUUAAUAUAUUUGAAUCCGUGUUGGGGGGUAUUAUUUUAAAAGCCAAUAUCUAUAUUCAUUUGAGCUAUAAUAAGAAUAGGGAUAGAAAUUUGAAAACACUGUUAAAAUCUUAAAUUGUUCCAUAAUUAUUGAUAAAACAAAAAAAAAAAAAAAAAAACAUUAAAAUUCACUUAAAUACUAUAAACUUAAAAUAUUUCGAGAAAAUCGCUAGUCCAUAAUAAUGAAUCGCUCUUUGUAUAUUUCGAAAAUAUUCAUUUGUUAUAUAUGAAAUAAGGUUGAAUGGAUUUUGAUAAAAUAUAGCGCCUGUAAAUUAAAUAAUUAUAAAAAACGUAAUAAUUGAACUUGAAUCAAAUAAAUGUAUACUAACGUACCAACAUUACAUUAAGAGUUUUGUCUCCGUCAAACGACAUACGGUAUAGCAAAUUUUAUUUCAGAAGACACAACUUCGUGCUGUUAGUUUUAAUAUUAGGGUGAAUUGAUCUUUUAUCAAACUUCAAUAUAAGAAUGAUAUCCGUGUGCAACUAUGUCUGGUUUUUUUUUUUCGAUAUUUCCUUUUUGUAUGUGACAAGUAAACAUUUUUCAGCUGUGAUAUUUCACAUACUCGUAAUAUAUAAUGUAUAUUAUCUCUCUCUAAAAACUAAAAUGUGAAAAAAAAAUAUAUAUUUUUUGUAGCUAGAGAUGAUAAGUUGAACAUUUAGAGAAUAACAAAACGCCGACAAAAUAUAAUACAACGGGUGUUUAAUCUGUAAAACAUAUGUUGUUGUUGUUUUUUUUUUUAAAGAUAUUUUCAUUUGCUUUACGUUUUUGAUACAUUGUCCGUUAUAGAAAAACCUUGAGUUUCUUCUUUAUUUUAAGCUUCUCGAGUUUCAGGGGACUGGUCGACGAUAAAGGAAGAAUCACUCUGUAAAUAAUUCGCCUGCCGCAACGAAAAACAUCGUAUCUAUUUUUUCCACCUUCCGGUCGUAAUCUCUUUGGACGAAUGGAGAUUUUCCGUGGGCGAUGCCGGAAAAAAUAUACGAUCUUGUAUCUAUGCUGAACUCCCACGUUUGCGAAAUGGCCCUUUUUAGGCCCAGUAAAUAAAUACACCUAUAAAUAAAACACAGAAAACCUUAAAGAACCAGCGACCGGUGAGAAAUAUUUACCAGUUCAAUCAAUCACGAAUCACAGCAACAUCGUUCUACCGCCAACCGCAAUGACCUGUUGAAUCUACGUGACCCAGUUCCCAUCAACAAAACUGUCCGGAGCCCGACGUCAAAUCAUCCGAUCACCGUCACCCGGACCGUGGGUGUAAUCAUUGAUAACAGCUCGCUCGGAUUGUUUUUAACGGAAAACCCCUCGAAAUGUUGCGACGACCCGCAUCGAAUCGGUAACUGGGCAACAACAAAUGCAUUUGCGGCGCACCUAUAGAGGCUCGGCGCCGGCGUAGUGGAGCCCGAGCAAAAAACGAAAACUGCGCGAAAUUCGUAAUUUACCAAUGAAAACACCGCAGCAGUAUGCUGGAGCGGAAGCCAAUCUGCGUUGAUUCCGGGGUCUCCUAAUACGCGAACGGGCUCUACAGUCCUAAUGGCCGCCUGCACAGACGAAACGUGUCGACACGAGCGGGUUUUUUUUUUUUUUGUGCAGUGAGACGUCUGUUUUCACAAUUCUUCUUCGCUGCUUGGCGCCGUAACCUGACUAAUACGCCCCGGCCGAUCACGGUACGGGUGACUGCGGUCCACGUCACCUCGGAGACGUAUCAGCCAGACAGAGCCGUUCUCACGGCCCCACGCGCUUUGCCCAGUCCGACGCGUCGGCCGCGUCUCCCGGGCCGACGACGGUGCACGAGUGUGGACUUUAAUCAAGCGCGUUUUGAUGAGCCGCGAUGA